AUGUCUUUAAGAGAGACUAAUAUAUCAUUACCAAACGAAUUCAGUGGUUUAGAGAGGAUUUGUUUAACUGCUAAUGGUAAUUUACAAAGGGUUUUAAGUUCAUGGUUUAAUAAACCCGUAAUAGUACAACUUAUAAAAAAUGUCAGUGUUCCUAUUUGUCAUCAGAAAUCUUCUGAACAUAGUAAUCCAAUUUUACAAAAAUAUGAUCGAGAAGUCAACCUUAUAUGUGAAAGUAAAGUAGUUUGUAAUGCUAUAAGUGAAGUCAUAAUUCACGAUAGUUUUGUUCUAGAUUUGAUUAUGAACAAAGGUGUGGGGAUUGGCCAAUUAUUUAGAACUGCAACUACUUGGUGGAGAGAAUAUACUUUAAAAAUUAUAGGCGUUGAAUGUAAGAUUAAAGAAUAUUUUCCAAAUGGGAUGUUCAAAAAUGGAUGGAUUGAAAUUAAUAACAAUGAAAAAGAUAAACUCAUUAAUGGAGUACAAGAGUUAAAUAGUGAAAAUAAAAU
This is a messenger RNA of Dentiscutata erythropus, 503 nucleotides long. Lineage: Eukaryota; Fungi; Glomeromycota; Glomeromycetes; Diversisporales; Gigasporaceae. The record is from the annotation of a GenBank genome assembly.